Lemur catta (Ring-tailed lemur) is the source of this 4510-nucleotide messenger RNA. RefSeq names its product phosphatidylinositol transfer protein membrane associated 1 (gene PITPNM1). The record is from RefSeq and is a predicted model, not a curated record. Gene Ontology annotation, cellular component: cytoplasm. Gene Ontology annotation, biological process: phospholipid transport. Gene Ontology annotation, molecular function: phosphatidylinositol transfer activity; phosphatidylcholine intramembrane carrier activity; phosphatidylcholine binding. The transcript is spliced from 22 exons. The coding region runs from base 417 to 4244 and encodes 1275 amino acids. Lineage: Eukaryota; Metazoa; Chordata; Mammalia; Primates; Lemuridae.
CCUCCCUGGCCUCCUUGCCACUCCUCGAGCGCAUCCAGCUGGCUCCCACCUGGGGGCUCGCACUGGCUUCCCCUCUGCCUGGAAUACUCCCCCACCCCACAUCCGCUGGGCCCUCCCUCGCCUUCUUCAAGUCUUGGUCAAGUCAGGGUCACAUUAUCUUCUCAGUGAGGCCUUCCCUGACUGUCACAUCAAAGUUGCAGUCCCCAAACCUUGAUCCCCACUUUCUUUUCUGUGCUGUCUUUCCCAGAACACUUAGCACCUUCAUAAAUACCAUAUAAUUUGCUUUUUCCUGUUGUCUGUCUCCCUAAACUAGAACCUAAGUUCUACAAAGCCAGGGGUCUUUGUUCUAGUCAUCAGUAGAUCCCAAUUAAUAAUCUCAAACAAUGCCUGGAGUGGGGCAGUCAGUAAAUACUUGAAUGACUGACCUGAGUGCUGGGUUACAGAACCCCAUGGGGGACUGGGCAGGAUCUGUGACCCUGAUCCCAGAGAGCUGUGGGGGGCCAGGCUUGGAUUUCAGGGAGUUGAAAAGGCCAGGACCAGAGCCCCAGAGCUGUGUAGGGCACAGGGCUGAGCUGGGGAUUCCAGAAGCUGAGCGAGGGCCAAGCUCCCUGUUCUGCUCUGCCUUGGGCCGCAGAAAAAGAGCCGGGAGGAGUCUAGCGGUGAGGGCAGCGGCGUGGAGAUCCUGGCCAACCGGCCCUACACGGAUGGGCCUGGAGGCAGCGGGCAGUACACACACAAGGUGUACCACGUGGGCUCCCACAUCCCAGGCUGGUUCCGGGCACUGCUGCCCAAGGCUGCCCUGCAGGUAUACCUGCCCCUUUGUGGAGAAAUUCUCCAUUGAAAUAGAGACUUAUUACCUGCCUGAUGGGGGCCAGCAGCCGAAUGUCUUCAACCUGAGUGGGGCUGAGAGGAGACAGCGCAUCCUGGACACCAUCGACAUCGUGCGGGAUGCAGUGGCCCCAGGCGAAUACAAAGCAGAAGAGGACCCCCGGCUGUACCGCUCGGUCAAGACAGGCCGAGGGCCACUGGCUGACGACUGGGUGCGGACAGCAGCCCAGACAGGGCCCCUCAUGUGUGCUUAUAAGCUGUGCAAGGUGGAGUUCCGCUACUGGGGCAUGCAGGCCAAGAUUGAGCAGUUCAUCCACGAUGUUGGUCUACGUCGGGUGAUGCUGCGGGCCCACCGCCAGGCCUGGUGCUGGCAGGAUGAGUGGACAGAGCUGAGCAUGGCCGACAUCCGGGCACUGGAGGAGGAGACCGCCCGCAUGCUGGCCCAGCGCAUGGCUAAGUGCAACAUGGGCAGUGAGGGGCCCGAGGCCCAGCCCCCCGGGAAACCAAACACCGAGGCCCGGUCAGGGGCCAGCAAUGCUGUCACCCAUGAUGGGCCUGAGGCUCCCCCCGGCCCCGAUGCCUCCCCCGAUGCCAGCUUUGGGAAGCAGUGGUCCUCGUCCUCGCGUUCCUCCUACUCGUCCCAACAUGGAGGGGGCGUGUCUCCCCAGAGCUUGUCCGAGUGGCGCAUGCAGAACAUCGCCCGAGACUCCGAGAACAGCUCCGAGGAGGAGUUCUUUGAUGCCCACGAAGGCUUCUCCGACAGUGAUGAGGUCUUCCCCAAGGAGAUGACCAAGUGGAACUCCAAUGACUUCAUUGAUGCCUUUGCCUCCCCAACAGAGGCUGAGGGGGCACCAGACCCUGGAACUGAGGCUGCUAAAGGCAUCGAGGACAGGGCCCGAGCACCCAGGGACUCAGAGGGCCCAGACGGAACUGGGGAGCUGGGAGCUGAGGCAUGCGCAGUCCACGCCCUCUUCCUCAUCCUGCACAGCGGCAACAUCCUGGACUCGGGACCUGGAGACGCCAACUCCAAGCAGGCGGAUGUGCAGACGCUGAGCUCGGCCUUUGAGGCUGUCACCCGCAUCCACUUCCCUGAGGCCCUGGGCCACGUGGCAUUGCGACUGGUGCCCUGCCCGCCCAUCUGCGCUGCUGCCUAUGCCCUUGUCUCCAACCUGAGCCCCUACAGCCAUGAUGGCGACAGCCUAUCCCGUUCCCAAGACCAUAUUCCACUGGCCGCCCUGCCACUGCUGGCCACCUCAUCGUCCCGCUACCAGGGUGCCGUGGCCACUGUCAUUGCCCGCACCAACCAGGCCUACUCCGCCUUCCUGCGCUCACCAGAGGGCACCGGCUUCUGCGGGCAGGUCGUGCUGAUUGGAGAUGGUGUUGGUGGCAUCCUGGGCUUUGACGCGCUCUGCCACAGCGCCAACGUGAGCACCGGGAGUCGGGGCAGCAGCCGCCGGGGGAGCAUGAACAAUGAGCUGCUCUCCCCAGAGGUCGGCUCAGUACGGGACCCCCUGGCAGAGGGGGUGGAAGGGCUGGGUCGGGCCAGCCCAGAACCCUCAGCCCUGCCUGCCCAGCGCACCCCCAGUGACGUGGCCAGUGCUGAGCCUGAGGGCUCUCAGAACAGCCUCCAGGCAGCCCUCCCAAUGGCCUCCUCUGGGGAGCCCCGGCGGGCAAGCACAGCCUCCUGCACGCCUGCUGCCAGUUCCGAGGCUCCCGACGGCCCCACUAGCGCUGCCCGCCUCGACUUCAAGGUCUCUGGCUUCUUCCUCUUCGGCUCCCCACUGGGCCUGGUGCUGGCUCUGCGCAAAACCGUGAUGCCCGCCUUGGAGGUGGCCCAGAUGCGGCCAGCCUGUGAGCAGAUCUACAAUCUCUUCCAUGCGGCGGAUCCCUGUGCCUCGCGCCUCGAGCCCCUGCUGGCCCCAAAGUUCCAGGCCAUCGCUCCACUGGCUGUGCCCCGCUACCAGAAGUUCCCCCUGGGAGACGGCUCAUCCCUGCUGCUGGCCGACACUCUGCAGGCCCACUCAGGCCUCUUUCUGGAGGAGCUGGAGAUGGUGCCCUCAACGCCCACCUCAGCCAGUGGUGCCUUCUGGAAGGGCAGUGAGUUAGGCACUGAGCCCCCAGCCCAGCCAGCCGCCCCCAGCACCACCAGUGAGGUGGUGAAGAUCCUGGAGCGAUGGUGGGGGACCAAGCGGAUCGACUACUCGCUGUACUGCCCCGAGGCGCUCACCGCCUUUCCCACCGUCACGUUGCCCCACCUCUUCCACGCCAGCUACUGGGAGUCCGCAGAUGUGGUUGCCUUCAUCCUGCGCCAGGUGAUCGAGAAGGAGCGGCCACACCUGGCAGAGUGCGAGGAGCCGUCCAUCUAUAGCCCUGCCUUCCCCAGGGAGAAGUGGCAGCGCAAACGCACCCAGGUCAAGAUCCGGAAUGUCACUUCCAACCACCGGGCCAGCGACACGGUGGUGUGCGAGGGCCGCCCCCAGGUGCUGAGCGGUCGCUUCAUGUACGGGCCCUUGGACGUGGUCACACUCACGGGAGAGAAGGUGGACGUCUAUAUCAUGACACAGCCGCUGUCGGGCAAAUGGAUCCACUUUGGCACCGAGGUCACCAACAGCUCGGGCCGCCUCACCUUCCCAGUGCCCCCAGAGCGUGUGCUGGGCAUCGGCGUGUACCCGGUGCGCAUGGUGGUCAGGGGUGACCACACAUACGCUGAGUGCUGCCUGACGGUGGUGGCCCGCGGCACGGAGGCCGUGGUCUUCAGCAUCGACGGCUCCUUCACCGCCAGCGUCUCCAUCAUGGGCAGCGACCCCAAGGUGCGCGCUGGCGCUGUGGACGUAGUCAGGCACUGGCAGGACGCCGGUUACCUGAUUGUGUAUGUAACCGGCCGGCCCGAUAUGCAGAAGCACCGCGUGGUGGCCUGGCUAUCACAGCACAACUUCCCCCAUGGGGUCGUCUCCUUCUGCGACGGCCUCACCCACGACCCUCUGCGCCAGAAAGCAAUGUUCCUGCAGAGCCUGGUGCAGGAGGUAGAACUGAACAUCGUGGCCGGCUAUGGAUCCCCCAAAGAUGUGGCUGUGUAUGCAGCGCUGGGCCUGUCCCCCAGCCAGACCUACAUCGUGGGCCGCGCUGUACGGAAGCUGCAGGCGCAGUGCCAGUUCCUGUCAGACGGCUACGUGGCCCAUCUGGGCCAGCUGGAGGCGGGCUCCCACGCUCACGCCCCCUCGGGCCCCCCGAGGGCUGCCUUGGCCAAGAGCAGCUACGGCGUGGCGGCCCCUGUGGACUUCCUCCGCAAACAGAGCCAGCUGCUGCGCUCCAGGGGCCCCAGCCAGGUGGAGCACGAGGGCCCGGGAACACCACCCACCACCCUGGCACGGGGCAAGGCCCGAAGCAUCAGCCUCAAGUUGGACAGUGAAGAGUGAGGCCCAAACUGUGACGGGACCUGGGUUAUUUAUGGACACACUCGAGGGGCCUGGGCAGCCGUGUGUGGGAGGCUGGGGGGCCCAGACUUUGGCCCCGGUCCUCACUGCCCAGCCCCACACCCUGCAUCUUAGUCUGCCCCUCGGUGUCACUUCCCUUUCAUGUGGGGGGACCCAGCCCUGGGGGAGGGAGGAGGGUGUGGGCAGGGGCCCAGAGAUGUUUCCGGUGUAUGUAAAUCUAUGAAUAAACGCCACCUGCAUCCCACCCA